This is a messenger RNA of Pieris macdunnoughi, 285 nucleotides long. NCBI's taxonomy places the organism in Eukaryota, Metazoa, Arthropoda, Insecta, Lepidoptera, Pieridae. The record is from the annotation of a GenBank genome assembly.
AUGGAAGUCAGCCUGUCACAGAUUUGUGAACUUCUUGGGGAACGAAUUGAAAAGUAUAAUUCUAUACCGAAGAAACGGAAGCUAAGUAAAGUUAAGCGUCUGAUGACGUCAACCCCGAUUCUUGAGGCUUUUCCGGCGAAAAUGUUUUCUCCAAAUCUAGUGCUUUCUCCGGCACCAACUGUUAACUCCGAAAAGAGGUGUACGCCGAGAAAAAGAGCUACUCGUGAUGGAUUACGAGGAAAGAAGUUGAUUUUCCAUGAUGAUGAAGACGACAGCGUGAACUAG